Molecule: messenger RNA, 1660 nt
Organism: Nicotiana attenuata
Lineage: Eukaryota; Viridiplantae; Streptophyta; Magnoliopsida; Solanales; Solanaceae
Product: pentatricopeptide repeat-containing protein At2g36730-like
Exons: 2
Coding region: 214-1368 (384 amino acids)
Biological process (GO): RNA modification
Molecular function (GO): RNA binding; protein binding
Source: RefSeq, a predicted model, not a curated record
AUUUCCCACCAAAUUGAGGCACUUUUCCAACGGUCCAAAACGACUCUCCAUCUUCUCCAACUUCAUUCUCUCAUAAUCAAAAUAGCUCUUGAUCACGACGAAUAUCGUCUUUCCCAAUUCAUAUCCUUCUCAUCUUCAAUAUCUCUCCAAUUCUCUCGCACAAUCUUCGAUAAUUCUCCAAUUACUCCACCAAUCUUCGCUUGGAACACACUGAUGAGAGUAUAUUCAAAAAGCUCCACGAAAAUUGAGUCCGUGAAGCUCUUUAACCAGCUUCAGAAAAUGGGAUUAAAACCAGAUAAAUUCACAUUACCUGUUGUACUAAAAUCUUGUGGGCAUUGUUUGAUGAUUGGAACUGGUGGGUCGUUGCAUUCAAUUGCUUUCAAGUCCGGUUUCAGUUUGGAUAUACAUGUGAACAAUACCCUUUUGAGAAUGUAUGCAGCGUUUGGUGUGGUCGGGUUUGCACGACGAGUGUUUGAUGAAAUGCUUGAGACGGAUAUAGUUUCUUGGAGUUCUAUGAUAGCCGCUUAUGUUCAUUGUAACUUGCCUUCAGAUGCUCUGCUCCUGUUCCAAAGCAUGAAGCUAGCAAAAGAACAGCCAAAUUCCAUCACUUUGGUCAGCUUGCUUGGAGCAUGUACUCAUGUCCUGAAUAUCAGAUUAGGUAGAUGUAUUCACUCGCACAUUGUCACCAGUGGUAUUGAACUACAUGUUGAACUGGAAACAGCCCUCCUAGGAAUGUAUGCAAAAUGCGGGCAUAUAGAGCAGGCUUUCCACAUCUUCAAUUCAAUGGCUGAUAAAAAUCUGCAGACCUGGACCAUCAUGAUUUCUGGCCUUGCCGAUAAUGGCCAUGGAGAAGAAGCUGUAUCCUUGUUUACCAGCAUGGAAGAAGCUGGCUUUAGACCUGACAGCUUGUCAUUUUCUGCGAUUCUAUGUGCUUGUAGUCAUAAAGGACUUGUUGAUGUGGGCCGUAAAUAUUUUCAUAAAAUGGUAAGUAUUUAUAACAUCAGGCCAACUAUGGAACACUAUGGAUGCAUGGUGGACAUGUUUGGACGUGCUGGAGAAUUAGAAGAAGCUUAUGAUCUUAUAAAGAGCAUGCCUAUAGAGCCCAAUUCUGUGAUACUGAGGAGUUUCAUUAGUGCUUGUAAGCAUCAUGGUCGUAUUCCUUGUCCAAACGAAAAUAUAAGAGAUAUUCUGCUCAAAAUAGAGCCUGAACUCGGAUCAAACUAUGUACUUGCUUCCAGUUUGUCUUUUCUUUUUAAUUGCAAUGAUGCCAACAGCCUAAGAUCGGCGAUGAAAGCGAAAGGAAUAAAGAAACUUCCUGGUAGUAGUUGGGUGCAGCCGCUUGGUGGUUCUUCAGAGGACAACAUUUGAAGGAUCUGGCGACGGUGUUCUGGUGGUUUAUGCCAAUAAAAGAGGAGUGAUUCAGAUCCGAGUCACUGCUACAUUCCAGUAAAAAGAAUGAGCUAUGGUGGAGGAAAAUGAGUUCUUUCUUUUUUGAUGAUGCGAUCAGGCUGAGGCACACUUUAGAGGAACUAGUGCUUUGACCAUUGGGAAGAGAGUUAUACUGGUAUUCUGGUAAUCUAACAUUUUUGCAUAAUUGGAAAACACUGAAAAGGAUGUCAUGGGAGAUAAUUUUUGGCUGCCUGAAAAUAACAGGGAAGGG